AUGAGGUUUCUUCCGGGGCAGGAAGUCGAGAUCGCCAGCAAAGAAGAGGGGUUCUUGGGCUCUUACUACGCGGCGAUUAUAGUGACUUACAUUGAGAACGAGUUCUACCUAGUUCAGUACAAGGAGCUGUUGAAGGAAGACGAGUCGGGUCCUCUGAGAGAGGUCGUCCAAGGCGUGGAUAUCCGCCCCACCCCGCCUGCGAAGUCGUUCCCGAUGGCUGCCGGAUUCACGGUGCUCGACAGGGUCGAUGCGCUUUACAACGACGGGUGGUGGACAGGGAUGAUAACCGGCAAAGAAGGGUCGAGGUUCGUCGUGCAUUUCGAGGACAGCGGAGAGGAGCUUGCUUUCUCAGAUUCUGAAAUGAGGAUGCACCUGGAGUGGAUCAAUCGCAAUUGGAUUGCCACCACCAGGAGAAGGAUCCUUCUCCCUCAAAAAGACUCUUAG
Molecule: messenger RNA, 444 nt
Organism: Rhodamnia argentea
Lineage: Eukaryota; Viridiplantae; Streptophyta; Magnoliopsida; Myrtales; Myrtaceae
Product: protein AGENET DOMAIN (AGD)-CONTAINING P1-like
Exons: 1
Coding region: 1-444 (147 amino acids)
Source: RefSeq, a predicted model, not a curated record